Messenger RNA from Malaclemys terrapin pileata, 4639 nucleotides. RefSeq names its product NTPase KAP family P-loop domain-containing protein 1-like. The transcript is spliced from 4 exons. Bases 216 to 2483 code for a protein of 755 amino acids. The record is from RefSeq and is a predicted model, not a curated record. Lineage: Eukaryota; Metazoa; Chordata; Testudines; Emydidae.
CAGCCCAUCCUAGCUGUGGCUGCUGGAAGAGCUCAGGUUAGCUUCACCUGCUCUGUCUUGGAGACGCUUCACAGCAGAAAGGCCUAUAAAGGCACCUUGCUGAUCUUUACAUCUCUUGGUAAUUCUUCUGCAUUCUGUUUAUUUUUUUUUCUCUCUAGCUGGCUGAUCUAGUCAAGCAUCAUCAGUCCUUGAAUGCCCCAGGAAUUACCAGUGCGAUGGUCUCCCAUGCCCAAGAGUUCCAGACCAAAGAGGAUGUCUACUGCUUCGCCUUAGCAAAGGCCCUGUACAGUGUGCCCACGCCAGUGACUGUCGGGUUUUAUGCACCAUGGGGACACUGCAAAAACCUGCUCUUACAGACAAUCCAGCAGUACAUGGUUAGCGAAUCAACAAAGAAAGACCAGCAGGAACUUCAGCGGACGGGGAAAAAGCAGCGUGGGAGCUCUGGCCGGGAUCUGCUCAAGCUCCUGUUUCUCAUGAUCUUCUAUCAGCCGGUCCUGACGGUGCAGCAGAAGCAGAGAAAGAACGUCCAGCAUGUCUUCAUCCAUUUCAGUGCCUGGGAGUAUGCGGGCAGCGACCAGCUGUGGGCAGGCCUCAUCACCACGCUGUGUGAUGGCAUCGAAAGACACUUUGGUCUCCUACCCGUGAGCAUUUACAGGGCCAUAGGCAGGAAAUGUGGCAUCAUCGAGAGACCAGGGGAUCAGGAAUGGGUUAGCAAGAAGUACCUCUGCCUCCCCCUGUGGGCUGCUGUGAUCCUUGUGACCGUGGUAGCUAUUGGGGUGGGCGCUCUCCUCCUAGUGGUUGGGAUCCCCGUUGGGGAUGCCUCGGGAGACGCAAUAGCUGUCGUGGAGGGCAUUGGGGCGACGGCCGUUGGUGUCUCUGCGGCCGCUGCCGUUCGGAUUGCCAUCAUGGUGGUACGAAACGUCAUCGUUACCCAGAAGACCCAGCUGGAGAGACAGAUGAAUCGGACAGAUCUCAGCGCUCAGCUGGGCUUCAUGAGCAGCGUUAAAAGCGAAGUGAGGACAGUCACCAGGUUCCUUCAGUUCAUGCAAAUCUUCCAGCGGCGGAAGCUGCAGGUGGUGCUAGAGAUCACCCACUUGGACAGGUGCAGCCCUGACAAGGUGGUCGGCGUCCUGGACGCCAUGAACAUCCUCCUCUCGGACUAUGAUGCUCCUUUCAUCUCCAUCCUGGCUGUUGACCCGAGCAUCAUCGUCGACUGCGUGGAAAGCUCCAUGUACAUGAAGGGCAUGGCCAACAACGGCUACGAGUUCUUAAACCGCAUCGUCACCCUGCCCUUCUCUGUCCCUCGGAUGGACUGUGACACCAAGCUGAGACUGAUCAGGGACAUCACCGAGCGCCGGAAGCGGCAAGAGAAAGACCUAGAGGAGGAGGUAGGUUUCCAGCAGGGUCCCAAGAUGGAAGCUAACUCCAACUUCCUCUCAGUCCCUUGCUACAAUUCUGCCAACCAUGAUGCAGAGAAUCCAGGUGCAGAUGACAGCCAGAUACCUCUCAUUGUCCGAGACCUCAGAACCCAGGAACCAGGACCCAGUGGCUAUGGGAAGGGCAUCAGAGCCAAAGACCUCAUUCAAGAAGCUUUUGACUACCUUCUGGAUGACUCCUUGAAGGAAUACAUGACAGACAAUGUGGUGCAGAUGCGACGGAUCGUGAACACCAUCACCAUCACCAUCAGGCUCCUGGCAAGUAACGUCCCCAAGGACGAGGUGUGUCCAAAGAAGGUGGUGGACUGGGUGCUCCUUGCCAACCAGUGGCCAUGCCGUCUGAGCUGGGUCUUGCAGUGCAUCGAGGACGAGGAGCAGAGGAGCAGCCUGGGUUGCUGCCAAGGAAGCCCACUCCCCCCGGACAUGUUCCUGUGGGAGGUCUAUGAGAAGUACAUGGAAGAGCUGGACAUGCUUAAAGGCCAGAUGGAAAAACUUCUGGAACUGGACCGGGAUCCUGAGCUCUUCCACAACUUCCUAUGUGGCAGGUUUCGGGUGAAGGAGGCCCUCUUCUACUUGCCCUACACGGUCAACUUAGACCUGUCCUUGAAAAGGCAGAUGGAGCUGCAACGCGGCAGUCACAGCUUGAAACGGACAAAGAAGUUCAACAAACUCACCGCGUGCACCCUGCUGGGUAUGACGGUGGAUGAUGUCUGCAGAGAGAUGGACACAGUUGGCUUUAAGGAAGAAAACGUCCAGGAGUAUAAACGGAGGCUGAGGGACCAUAAUCUAAAUGGACGUGCCCUGGUUUACAGCGACAACAAUGAAAUCAGAGAAGCCCUCGGCAUGAACCUUGGUGAAUGGACGCUCUUUAGCAUAUAUUUCCUUGGAGUUCUUCCCCAGCCGAGUUCUGUUGCAUCCUCCGUCCCGUUAUAUGUCAGGCAGGAGGCUCAGAAGAACAUGUUUGGCUUAAGGGAGAACGUGGUUAGAGGGAGCAGGCUGUCUUUGAACAUCUCCAGGGAAGAUCUUCAGGAGAAGAGAGAAAUCUGAGUCCUGUACAAAACUGGAAGCAAGAUCUGGACUUUCCCCAUCAUUGUACCUCUCUGCACCAUCAAGGACAUGUCACGGACAAAGCAAUAAAGUGGCUAUGGAAUAGUUAGUGAUGUGAAUGGGGCACUAUAGUAUAUCUGAGGGAUUUGGGGCACAUUCCUGUCAACAUAGUAGAUCUUCAGACACUGGAUGUCACAGUAGUUUUGUCUGGUUAGUACAGCAGGAGACUGGGAACCAGAACUUCUGGGAUCUAUUCCUAGUGCUGCCCCUGGCUUCUUGUGGUUUUGAGCAAGUUGCUCCUUCUUUCUGGGUCUCCAUUGCCUCAUCUGCAAAAUGGGUUUAGUGCACAUUUUAGUGCAUGUGUUAGGAAAGUAACAGUGCAUGUGUUAUAUGCACUAACUGUACUGGAGCAUUAAGGGCAAAACUUGCCCCUUCCGCUGUGUCCCCAGGCACAGUGGAACCGGGGUGAUCGCCCCGUGAAGGUGGCACAGUCCAGGGAGCUCUUUCAUGCCAUCGGUGCUAUCCCUCGCAUCAGAGCAUGGGGAGCGAGGCAAGAGCAGAGGCCUGUGGAUUCAUAUUUCCACAGAUCUAUUGGGUUGGAUUCCAAUCUCACCCUAUUGUAAGUCAGAAGUGAUGGAAGAGGACCAUCCAGCCUUCUGUCUACAAAGCACUACGCCAAGAUUAACCAGUUAAUUCUCAUGCACAACAUGGGAGAUGGGUAACUGUUUUUAUCCCCUCUUUACUUAAGAGGGGCAUGGAGCAAGGAGUAGGGACAGCUCCAGGGUUAUAUAGCAAGCCAGUGCUGGAUCUGGGAAUAGAACCCACGAGUCCUGGCCCUGCAUUUUGGACUCAUGACUCCGGACAGGAGAAGCUUUUAUACAGAGUCCCUUUUCUGCCUAUAAGAGCACUUCCAGGCCCAAAUCCUGCUCCCAAGGCAUAGCACAAGCAGCUAAACCUGCCCUGGAGAACUCCUCUUGGGCUGACGGCUGGGGGGAAGAAUUCUUGCUAAGGGUACGUCUAUACUUACCUCCGGGUCCGGCGGUAAGCAAUCGAUCUUCUGGGAUCGAUCCCGGAAGUGCUCGCCGUGGACACUGGUACUCCUGCUCCGCGUGAGGAGUACGCAGAGUCGACAGGGGAGCCUGCCUGCCUGCUGCGUCUGGACCCGCGGUAAGUUCGAACUAAGAUACUUCGACUUCAGCUACGUUGUUCACGUAGCUGAAGUUGCGUAUCUUAGUUCGAAGUGGGGGGUUAGUGUGGACCAGGGCUUAGAAGCCUUCGAACCACGGUUGGGCUGCUUCUGUAGCAGAAUCAUCCACAUUACCUGUGACACUCCCCCCUCCCCCCCACCCCACCCUCACAAACAUGAUGAUGGGAGGUAACUGGUUCCACGGAGGGCCUGGCUGUCUACACAGGAAGGUAACCAGUGAAUAUUUUUGUGUUUAAUAAAAUUGUUAACAAGUGGUCCUUUCCUGAUCUCUUUCCUGGAGAGGCUUUAGGAAUUUGGGGCACCCACCCCAAAAGCAUCUCAGCACCAGGCUUGGCAGAAAUCAGUUUUUUUUGUUUUAUAAUUUUGAUGGAUAAUAUUGUCACGGAGUCACAGGCCAUGUGCUCUGGAAUUGCUCUGUAUGAAGCCAGCCAGGACUCUAGUGUAGUGUGCCAUGAAGUCUUUUCAGCUAAGGCCUUCCUGGGUCUGGCCUCGGAGCAUUUAGCACCCCCAUGCACUUCCUGCAGCAGGGUCCACCUGGCUGGGACCCUGGGAGAAGCCAGAGGGACCCUGCACCCCAACUCCGCAGUCAGCCAUGACUCUCAGCCAGCAUAUAAAACAGAAGGUUUAUUAGUCAACAGUAACAAAGAGUAGAACAGAGCUUGUUAACACAGAAAGCAGGACCAUUCAGUAAAGUCCAUCUUGGGGGGGAGGGAACGCCAGAGCCUUGAGGUCCUGACCCUCCCCCUUGAGCCCCAAAAUGGAAGACUGCUCUGCUUCCAGCAGCCACACCUGUUGCCCCAUCUCAGUUCUCUGUCUUACUUCCUGGACAAAGUGUCACCUGGUUGCAUCUCCCUCCUGGUUCUCCGGUUACAAAGGGGAUUGGCCACUGCCUACGUACAGGCAGCUGGAGAAGCCUCACCUAUCCUUGAGGAUCUCAAUUCUUAUUCUU